This is a messenger RNA of Oncorhynchus tshawytscha (Chinook salmon), 2097 nucleotides long. Its product is annotated as voltage-dependent calcium channel subunit alpha-2/delta-1-like. Lineage: Eukaryota; Metazoa; Chordata; Actinopteri; Salmoniformes; Salmonidae. The record is from RefSeq and is a predicted model, not a curated record. Gene Ontology annotation, cellular component: L-type voltage-gated calcium channel complex. Gene Ontology annotation, molecular function: voltage-gated calcium channel activity.
UUCAAUGAUAAAGCGAUGAAGGCAGCGUGCUUUCAGAACCUGGUCCAGGCCAACGUGAGGAACAAGAGGUUCCUGAAGGAUGCUGUGCGGAACAUCUCAGCCAAGGGCAUCACCAACUAUAAAGGCGGCUUCGAGUUGGCCUUCGAGCAGCUCUCAUCGUUGAACGUGACCCAGGGCAGGGCGUUGUGUAACAAGAUCAUCAUGCUGUUCACUGACGGAGGAGAGGAGAGGGCCCAGGAGAUCUUCCAGAAGUAUAACGCUGACAAAAAGGUGCGGAUAUUCACGUUCUCAGUGGGCCAACACAACUAUGACAAAGGACCAAUCCAGUGGAUGGCCUGCACCAACAAAGGGUACUAUUAUGAAAUCCCCUCCAUCGGCGCUAUCAGGAUCAACACUCAGGAGUAUCUGGAUGUACUGGGAAGGCCCAUGGUCAAAGCAAACAACAAGGCCAAGCAGGUUCAAUGGACCAACGUUUACCAGGACGCGCUGGAGCUGGGUCUGGUGAUCACAGGAACACUUCCAGUCUUCAACAAGACCAACACCAAAGCUGACAAAGAGAGGGGACUACAGAGGCCCCAAAACCAGCUGAUCCUGGGAGUGAUGGCUAUCGAUGUGUCUCUGGACGACAUCAAAAGAUUAACACCGAGAUUUACAUUUGGACCAAAUGGUUAUUACUUUGCCAUUGACCCCAACGGUUACGUCUUGCUGCAUCCCAACCUCUGCCCAAAGAAUCCUAAAUUUCAGGAGCCUGUAACUCUGGACUUCCUGGAUGCUGAGCUGGAGGAUGAGAUUAAAGUAGAGAUAAGAACGAACAUGAUUCGUGGAGAAACCGGCCACCGCACCGUACACACACUAGUGAAGUCCCAGGAUGAGCGGUACAUAGACCGAAGCGAAAGGUCGUACACAUAUGCCCCUGUAAAGGGUACAGAUUACAGUCUAGCCUUGGUCCUUCCAGUGUACAGCCUGCAUUACAUCCACACUACUAUCGGAGACACCAUCACCCAGGCCAAAUUGGAAUUGGGGGACGAGGUCUCUGAAAGCCUGCAGGAAGACAAGUUUGAGGAGUAUGGAUACACUCUCAUUGCACCAAGGGAGUACUGUAAGGAUCUGAAGCCGUCUAAAAACAACACAGAGUUCCUGAUGGACUUCAACGAGUACAUCGACAGGAAGACUCCCAACAACCCACUGUGCAACGUGGAUCUGGUGAACAGAUUGUUGCUGGACGCUGGCAUCACAUCAGACCUCGUUAAGCAGUGGAGAGAUCAGAUGCCAAAUGGAGUCCUGGCCAGGUUUGUGGCCACUGAUGGAGGAAUCACUCGCAUUUAUCCCAAGAGUGCUGGACUAGACUGGACAGAGGACCCAGAGACGUAUGAGUCAAGCUUCUAUAAGAGAAGUCUGGACAAUGACAUCUACAUCUUCACACCAACACCCUACCAGGAGGACACCAACAUGACUGAGGACUCAGUCCUGGUGAGCAGAGCAGUGAACCUGGACAUUGAUGGAGUCAGACUCAAACCAGCAGUUGUGGGAGUGAAACUGGACAUCAAUACCUGGAUGACCAACUUCAUCAAUGCUACUCUGAAGAUGAACUGUAAGGACGAGAUCUGUGGUUGUCAGAGGAAUGAUGAGCAUGUGGACUGUGUCAUCCUGGAUGAUGGGGGAUUCCUAGUCAUGGCCAAUCGGGAUGAAUACAUCGGUCAGAUCGGCCAGUUCUUCGGGAUGAUCGACCCUAUCCUCAUGGUCAACCUGGUCAACAUGUCUCUGUUCACGCUCAACAAGACAUACGACUACCAGUCGGUCUGCGACCCCAAGAGGGAGAGCAAGGGGUCCGCGGCGGGCCUGCGCUCAGUCUACGUGCCCACCAUAGCAGACAUUUUGAACGUUGGAUGGUUAGCAUCAGCAGCAGCCUGGUGAGACCCAACUCUUGGUUCCUUAACACUGUUCCCAGUGCAGAUGUACAAAUACAGAGGCAGUCUGUGGGCCAUCUGUGUAAGCAUUCUACAGGUCCCAGAGCACUUUGUUUACACUAGCUCGCCUUCUGUCCUGAUUUCAUUCGCUGUGUGUCUUACAAUAUGUCCAAUAAAAUUAGAUUUGUUU